Molecule: messenger RNA, 1203 nt
Organism: Lineus longissimus
Lineage: Eukaryota; Metazoa; Nemertea; Pilidiophora; Heteronemertea; Lineidae
Exons: 1
Coding region: 1-1203 (400 amino acids)
Source: RefSeq, a predicted model, not a curated record
AUGCCCUUGCCGUUUAGACAAGAGAAACCAGACCUUCCUAACAACAAAGCCACUGCACUAGUGCGACUAGGACACCUUCGGAGAUGUUUCAAGAAAGACCCAAUAUACUUCUCUGACUAUAAGGCCUUCAUGCUCGACAUUAUAGAAAACGGAGAGGCAGAACGGGUAUCUGAGGGUCACCAUCAAAGCCAAGGACCAGUCUGGUACAUUCCUCAUCACGGAGUGUACCACCCAAAAAAACCCGGAAAAAUCAGGGUGGUGUUCGACUGUGCAGCCAAGUUUAAAGGCACCUGCCUUAAUGAUCAUCUCCUCCAAGGUCCCGAUCAAAUGAACACCCUCGUGGGAGUACUCUGCCGCUUCCGAAUGGAAAGCAUCGCACUGAUGUGCGACAUAGAGAGGAUGUUCCACCGGUUUCUGGUGCACAAGGAAGACCGUGACUAUCUUCGCUUCCUGUGGUGGAGUGAUGGCAAUAUUGAAGAAGAACCGGUAGAAUAUCGGAUGAAAGUUCACCUAUUUGGGGCAGCGUCUUCUCCCGGAUGUGCCAUUUAUGGCCUUCGGUAUGUUGCUAACAAAUACAAAGACUUAAGCCCUGAUGCCGCCUCCUUUAUCCUUGGUGGAUUUUACAUGGACGACGGUUUGAUAAGUGAAGAAAGCGCAGAGAAGUCCUGCAGUCUUAUUAAAGGCUCCACGGAAAUAUGCCGCAAAGGGAAUAUUCGAGUCCACAAGUUUGCCUCCAAUAGUCGCGAGGUACUGGAAUCUGUCCUUGCUUCAGAGCGUGCCAAGGAUAUUAUGAACCUUAAUCUUGCGUUAGACGACCUGCCUAUCGAAAGGGCACUUGGGAUUGAGUGGUGCGUGGAGUCGGAUGAAUUCUGCUUCAGGGUGAUCCUGAAGGAACAACCCCUGACAAGGCGAGGUAUUCUCUCCAUGAUUUCUUCAGUCUUUGAUCCUCUAGGAUUCUUGGCACCUUUCAUCCUCAAGGGUAAACAGAUCUUACAAGAACUUUGCACGAAUGGCGCUGACUGGGACCAACCCCUACCUGAAGAACUGCACCCUAAAUGGGAAAGCUGGAGACGCAACUUGCAUGAUUUAGCGAAGAUCAAAAUUCCUAGAUGUUACAAGCCAGAGAACUUCGGUACAGCUGUACAGGCAGAGCUUCAUCACUUCUCAGAUGCGUCCCUCAGUGGAUAUGGCCAGUGCAGCUAA